AUGUUCCAAUUUCUAACAACUUCUGAAUUUAUUAUGAAUACUGUAACUUUCGAAUUUUUCUCAACUGGAUUUAUAAAUGGUAUUUAUGUUAUGUUCAUUCAUCGAUCAUUGUGUUCUAUUGGUUUACAUAUUUUGGGUCUCAGCUCAUUUUUAGUUGUUGCACUCGUUCUUUUUAUAGCUAUGAAUAUUUGUGAAUGGGUUGGAGAGGUAAGAUUUUUCGGAAAAUUUAGAAAUUUUAGUUUUCGACAGAAAACAGGUGAUUUUGAAACUGCUGAUUCUGAUAACAAGAAUGAGUUUUUUAGAUCGAAAAAAGUGCGUGGGAAGAAUUUCAGAAAUAAAACCCUAAAAAUAAUUUAUUGUUUCAGGAAUUAUUGGAGCAGAACAUUUGCAAGUUCUAUUCUUAUGAACUACUUCAUGGUGAGUCGAAACCCACAUUAAUUUUUACGAUGGGUUUUGUGAACAGACUAAUUAAUAUUUCAAUAGUUCAUUUUUUUUCAGUUAUUUUGAUCGUUUUGGCUAGUCUUGUUCAUAGCUAUACAAUGUGGAAAAUCGAGAAACAUGCGAUCAAAAGUUUCAUUUUUCAUGUGAUUCUCACUGUAAGUUUUCAACAACAAAAAACAGAACAAAAACUUUUUGCGUUUCAGUUGCUCGUGUACCUUGGUUUUUCGCAAGGUCUAAAAAUUGCCUCCGUGUUUGCUAUUCAUCAGGUCAAUGUAAAAUUUUUGUUACAUUUGGUACCAACUCUCAAUGUCGCGUGGAUUGUAUUAUUCAACUGUCAACAUCCAAAAGAACGCCGUGAAAUGCGCAUUUUUGGAGCAAAGUUGAUGCGAGGUGGAAGAACUGGGCCAGUUCCAAGAAUAUCCGUGGAAGAAUCUGGACAUGUUCAGAGUCAUAUUGCACUAAACUUGAUGCGAAAUCCAUUGAACUCGUUCACCAAAUUACAAAGAAGAUAUGAAGAAAUUUUGGUAAAGUCAAUGGCAAGUGGAGAAAGUUCUUCAGAGUAAGUUGAAAACAAUGGAAACAGGUGAUUUUCUCUAACUUCCUUGUUUGCAAAAAAAUCUAAUUAGUUUUUUUCCUCCUAAACUUUGUCCUCUUCUAAAAAAUUCUUUCAAUAAUUUUCAGCGGUCAAUCCAGUUCAGCUUCUCAAAACAAUAACAACAUCAUCAAUUGUUCUUCUCAAAACAAUGGAUUUUUGGAAAUCCCAAAGGAAACAAAUCCAAGUUUGGAAGCUCCACCACAACCAACACUAUCACCAAGAUCACAAAAUCCCAGAAUUCCAAAAAUGUUGCAAAGAGCUUCACUUGCAAAUAUAACUUUCAGAAAAAAAUUCAAAAAUUGAAAGAAGAGAUUCAAUGGAUGAUUGUGGAUGUAGCCCACCUUCAAUGAGAGAUUUAGAAUAUGAAGAUGAGGGAACAUCAGACACUUAUAGGGAGCCAUUGGAAUUGAAUCCAAUCGAACUAAUGAGAUUUCAUUCUGAACUUGCAUUGAGUGGAUUCAAAAAUCAAGAAAGCUCCAGUGCACCUGCUCACAAAGAAGAAAAAAAUCUUCUUAAAAACACAACAAAUCAAUCAGAAGAAGCAAUGACUUUCAAUCCUCUAGAAUUACUCAGAGAAUUUGAUACUGAUAUAAAACGACCUUCAGAAUCACCUGAACAUUCCAAAACUUUGGAAAACUCAAAUAAUAUUCCAAUCCUUCCCAAUCAAAUAUUCAAACAUGUUAUUGUCGAAACACUACAACCAAAACACGAAAAACUAUCUUGCCAUAUUGCUCGAGUACUCUCAAAAGAAUUAUCGCAAACUAAAUUUUAG
This is a messenger RNA of Caenorhabditis angaria, 1808 nucleotides long. The record is from the annotation of a GenBank genome assembly. Lineage: Eukaryota; Metazoa; Nematoda; Chromadorea; Rhabditida; Rhabditidae.